UGCUGGGGCAAAGCCUCUGGGACGCACACGGCGGCGGCGCCCCGGCGGCAGCUGGCGAUGCUCUGCCUUGCCUGAGGAGGCAGGAGCGGGGCCGCUGCGGACGGAGGCAGCGGGGACACGCAGCUCCCAAGGUGCACAGGGGUCCGGCGGAAAGCCCGGCCCCGGCGGAGCUUCUCCCCCUGCCCGCCAGAGCAGUGGCCGCUCCCGCCCCGCCGCAGUGGCUGCCGCAGGGCGCCGGGGCUGCGGGCGCCCCGCCUGGGAGGGGUUAAGCGGCGGCCCCAGCCCGGGGGCGGACGGGGCGGCUGCGGCGGCGGCUGCUAUACGGCGGCGGGGCUCUAGGUGUCCUGCCUGGGAGGGUCCCUGCUGCAUUGCAGCCGCCGCGCUGCUCCCUCUCCGCGCACACAAUGGCGACUCCGAGCCCGAGCAGCGGCUCCGGCGGCGGGAGCGGGCCGGGCCCGGGCGGUCCGCAGGCGCACGCCGCCGCCAGCAGCAUGCAGGGUAAACGCAAAGCGCUGAAGUUAAAUUUUGCAAACCCACCUUUCAAGUCCACAGCAAGAUUUACCCUAAACACCUCUGGAGUUCCUUUCCAAAACCCACACAUAGAGAGACUGAGAACACACAGCAUUGAAUCGUCAGGAAAAUUGAAGAUUUCCCCUGAGCAACAUUGGGAUUUUACAGCAGAGGACUUGAAAGACCUUGGAGAAAUUGGACGAGGAGCUUAUGGUUCUGUCAACAAAAUGGUCCACAAACCAAGUGGGCAAAUUAUGGCAGUUAAAAGAAUUCGGUCGACAGUGGAUGAGAAGGAGCAGAAGCAGCUUCUGAUGGACCUGGACGUGGUGAUGCGGAGCAGCGACUGCCCCUACAUUGUGCAGUUUUAUGGCGCGCUCUUCCGAGAGGGUGACUGUUGGAUCUGCAUGGAGCUCAUGUCUACCUCGUUUGAUAAGUUUUACAAAUAUGUAUAUAGUGUAUUAGAUGAUGUUAUUCCAGAAGAAAUCCUAGGCAAAAUCACUUUAGCUACUGUGAAAGCACUAAACCACUUAAAAGAAAACUUGAAAAUCAUUCACAGAGACAUCAAACCUUCCAAUAUUCUUCUGGACAGAAAUGGGAAUAUUAAGCUCUGUGACUUUGGCAUUAGUGGGCAGCUCGUGGACUCCAUCGCCAAGACGCGGGAUGCAGGCUGCCGGCCGUACAUGGCGCCCGAGAGGAUAGACCCCAGCGCGUCCCGGCAAGGCUACGACGUCCGCUCAGACGUCUGGAGCUUGGGGAUUACAUUGUACGAGCUGGCCACAGGGAGGUUCCCCUACCCCAAGUGGAACAGUGUCUUUGACCAGCUGACACAGGUGGUGAAAGGAGACCCCCCCCAGCUGAGCAACUCAGAGGAGAGGGAGUUCUCCCCGAGCUUCAUCAACUUCGUCAACUUGUGCCUUACAAAGGACGAGUCCAAAAGGCCAAAGUACAAAGAGCUUCUGAAGCAUCCCUUCAUCCUGAUGUACGAAGAGCGCACGGUGGACGUGGCCUGCUAUGUCUGCAAGAUCCUGGAUCAGAUGCCAGCCACUCCCAGCUCGCCGAUGUACGUCGAUUGAACCUGGCUGCUACAUCCACCUCCGGAACAAGGGCUGAGGGAGCAGGAGCUGUAAAGAGUUCUCAUCACCAUGUUGCAGUGUUUUUAAUGCUCGCCCAGACACCAUGUGCAAUACUUGUGGUGUUCUUCCCCAUCUGUCUGUAUGCUGUUGUCACAUUUAAAGUGCGUCCCUGUAAUAACCUGAUCACACAGUGUUAGUGUUGGUCAAAGAGAGACCUCAUCUUGCUCUUUUGUGGACAUGUUCAUGAGCUGUGGAAAUGAGUAACAGUGAUUUGUUGGCCGUGAUUGGAUAGCACCUAAAAAAAAAAAGACAACAAAAGAAUUCAUUUCUAGACUCGAAACUUGGGAGACUUCUCAGCAGCUACUGGAAAGAUAUUUUUUUUUUUCUCUUUUCCUUCCUCUCAAACUCUUCCAAUUGUUGUUUCAAGUAAUAAUAAAAAGGAAAAAAGCAAACAAACAAAAGCUAGGCCUUGUCUGUCUGAACACCGAAGAGACUUUGCCUGGAGGAGAGGAGAAGCCUUUGCUCGCCCAGCGAGAGCGCUGCUUUGCCUCCUGGAGCUGGAGGGGGCAGAGGAGGAGUUGGGUUUGUUUUUUUUAUUCUUCACAAAGUGCAAUAGAUUUUACUGCUAUGAAAUUCUGUUGCUUUACAGUCGCAGUGUACUUUCUGGGGACGGUGUGCUCAGCUGAACUCCUGCUGAAGGGAGCUCUGGGCACUAGAGUGAGCCUGUCUGUACCAAAAACGUGUUGCGCUGACAGAGGCUAACAUUAAACUAUUCCCAGGUGGGGCACGUCCUGUAUUCUUUUCUCCUUUUCCCAUGCCAGCCACUCUUCACUAGGUACCCUGUAAAUUGUUACCUGGUAAGAUCUUAAGACCUUUGACCUGAAGAAUUAUUAAACUACUCAAUUGAAUUUAA
Messenger RNA from Pogoniulus pusillus (Red-fronted tinkerbird), 2496 nucleotides. RefSeq names its product mitogen-activated protein kinase kinase 4 (gene MAP2K4). The transcript is spliced from 11 exons. The coding region runs from base 405 to 1583 and encodes 392 amino acids. The record is from RefSeq and is a predicted model, not a curated record. NCBI's taxonomy places the organism in Eukaryota, Metazoa, Chordata, Aves, Piciformes, Lybiidae. Gene Ontology annotation, biological process: MAPK cascade; protein phosphorylation. Gene Ontology annotation, molecular function: JUN kinase kinase activity; ATP binding.